Molecule: messenger RNA, 3486 nt
Organism: Symbiodinium sp. CCMP2592
Lineage: Eukaryota; Dinophyceae; Suessiales; Symbiodiniaceae
Source: the annotation of a GenBank genome assembly
AUGCCGCCUACAAAACGCAUCCGUGCGCUUCAGGCAGCAUGCACAGGCCGUCUGAAGCCAAGGGCGUCUGUCAACUUAAACCUCAAUCCAGUCUGGCGUGCUGCCGGAAAGAGGCUCCAUUCCUGUUUCCGCCUGUUGGAUCAUUUUGCUGCGUUCCUGAAGCAAGGAGGAUCGCGCAAGCCCUCUCGAAAGCUUCAGGCUAAGUUUCGACUGUCCGGAGGUGGGCUGCAGCCGCGAUCCGCGAUGUCAGCGUACACCAAAGGGGAGUAUGAGCAGCUAGACGCAGCCUCUGGCAGAGGUGUGGAUUCACCGGAUGUGCCAAUGCGGCGCUUUUACGAAGUCUGCAUGGUGUUCCAGCACAAGACGGACAAAAGAUUUGCGUUUGACGAGCAAGAAAACGAGUUCCACCGGGCUCUGCCACCUGCUGGGCCAGAGGAUCACACCAAGAUGCAGGAGUGCCCUGCUCCAGCUGCGUGCCAAAGGAUGCAGCAGCCUACGCGGGACUUGUGGCAGAAGGUGCCUGGCUACACGUCAGAUGAGGACGAGGAUCUUGCAAGUCGUGAGCCCGCGGCCUCGCAGUUGGAAGGUCGGCUGGGAGAGGUGCUGCUCGCAGCUUCUAGCCGUGGUUUGGACCGUCCUAUGAUGCAAUUUCGACCAGUGCCAUUCUCUGGCAGCAAGGCUUGUUCGCAGACUGCAGCAAAGAGUCGCUCCCCGAGCGUGCCAGCGUUCCUGUUGAACGGCGCGGAUGCUCCUCUCCUGCAAGAGACGUUCCUUCACAACGGCAUUGUUCCAACCCUUGGGAAUGAUUAUGUGAUCCAGUGGUCUGGGCCCAACAUCAAAGAUGCUGUAUACCAGAGCAUGACUGAAUGGCAGAGGAUAAACCACUUCCCCGGGUCAACAGAAUUGACCAGGAAAGAUCGUUUGUGGCAUCAUUUUGCAGAGAUGGCGCGCAACUACGGCAAGCGCUGUUUCGAUUUCGUACCGGAGACAUACGUGCUACCAGAACAGUUUGAUGAGUUUCUGACAUGCUACCAGAGGACGAGAUGCACUUGGAUUGUCAAGCCCAACUCGUCGUCGAGAGGUAGAGGAAUCUUCAUCCUCCAAGAUCUUUCAGAGCUUCCUGUCGACGAGACGGUCGUAGUUUCACGGUACAUCAUGAAUCCACUGUUGAUUCAAGGCCUCAAGUUUGAUUUGCGAGUUUAUGUGCUGGUGACUUCCUUCGACCCGUUGAAAGCGUAUAUCUAUCGUGAAGGACUGACUCGCUUCGCGUCGGCACCUUACAGUACACAAACGGAUCACAUGCAGGACGCCUUCCGUCAUUUGACAAACUACUCAAUCAACAAAAACUCCUGCACGUUUGUGGAAAACAGUGACCUUCGCUGCGACAAUGUCGGCCACAAGUGGAGCUUGUCUGCAUUGAACAAGCACUUGCGCUGUGUCGGAGUGGAUGUUGAUCUCAUGUGGACUCGCAUCAUGGAUUUGAUUGUGAAGACGUUGAUGUCGGUAGAGCCCGCGAUCAGCAGCAGAACGAGACAAGUUCUGGCAGGCAGGGAAAACUGUUUCGAGCUCUACGGAUUUGACGUGCUGGUAGACGAUGAAUUGAAGCCAUGGUUGCUGGAGGUGAACCUAAGCCCAAGCAUGCAAGCAGACUCCCCACUUGACUGGCAGAUCAAAAGCUCCUUGUUGGCUGACACCUUCAACCUUGUGGGCGUGAGCUCGCCGGAGAGACAAACCCCGAAAGACAGAGCCCGGCAUGCACAGCCCUGGAAGCAGGCAAGCGGGAAAGGUGAAUGCACGAAGGAGGACGUUUCUGUCGAUGAGAAUCUUCCACCCGUUAUUCUCAAUGCGCUACCGGAGUCAGCUCUGAAGAUGAUCGCCAAGUCCAUAGGUGAGCGUGCGCGAUGUCGAAACUUCGUUUCCCUUUAUCCGACACGUGCAGCCGUGAAGCGCUAUGGCAUCCUAUCAGAGGGCCGCAUGCAGCCCGGGAGUUUGUCUCGCAGCGGCUUCCCCACUGCACCCCUAUCACUAUCCCAAAUCUUGGCUUCGAUUCUUUACGGACCUCCCCCGCUGCGCUCGGCGACGGAGAUGAUCAGACCUGAUCAGCGGGCCGAGGGUUCCGGGCGGGUUGAAGACAAGGCAGAAGCUAUGCGAUCUGUGAGGGCUCUGCCGGAGGGUACUCAGUCAGACUGGCAUCGACCACGAGAUGUAGCGGACCUGGAGAGCAUCCUGGGACCGAAGGAGCCAUGGUCUGGACAAGGGUCCGCCGUUCCGGUGUCGCCGCUCCCGCCGAGCGUGGCAGACCCCGGCAGCAGCUUGGAGGACCGAGAGUACGCGCUCAUGGCUGCCCGCCGUACGCUACGAAACCUUUCAGGAAGGACUUCUCGACCAAAACCGGAUCCUCAGGCGCAGGAUACCAGCCAGGCUGACGAAGAAAAGCCCACCCCCAUCUCUUCGGUGAACAUGGCCUCUUGCCUCUUGCUGAUGGAAUACCUUAUGCGCAUGGAGGCCGCUUGCGACAAUUUGGGACCUUCCGCCUGCGCACGGCUGGCUCGGAGCGCGUCUUACGCGCGCCUGUCCAACUUCCACCGGCAGCUCCCCUGUGCAGCCAAAGCCUUCAACGAUGCGGGUUCCUCCAGUUCGAGUUCGUCCGACAGCCCACAGGCGAGCGAGGGCAGUCUCAUUGAGGAUCUUGGAAAUGCCUGCCGAGACAGCCUCGACGUCUUGGAAAGAUUCGCUUGGCAAGAGGUGGAUGCAGACUGGGAGUUUCACGAAGAGCGAGAUAGCAAACCUCGGGACAAUCUUCCAAGCAGUCGAGCGAGGAUGCUGUCCAAACGACUACCAAAAUCCUUUGAGAAGAGCAAGGAGUGCAAGAAGCUUUUGAAGGUUCUGCCAGAGCUUCGAGCGGCUGACUUGGAAAGCCUGCUGCGUGGGCAUGCGGCUUCGGGCUUGCAGUCGAGCAAUGAUGAUGUCUGCUCCAUGCUGGAGUGUUUCAAGACAUCUGACGAGGAGGAGGAUGGGAAGGACUUUCAGCGGUCCUUGCCGGGUGGUCUCUGGCCGGCGUCGUCAUCGCCGAACCUGAUGCGAGCUCGUUCUCAAGGCUUGCCCAUGAUUGGUGCUGAGUCUCGGGGCAAUGGAUGUGGCGGAGGCGAGAUACCUUGCGGUCCACUGUCGGAAAUCCUCACUGCUGCGGCAGCAGCGCACGUCGAGCCAUGUCGGCCUUGUCGGCGACCUCCCGUGUCCGGGCGAAGAAGCCCCCCCAAGCACAGAGGUUUGGGCAGCUCGAGCUUCGCAUCCUGGCCUAGACUUUCGAGUGCGAAGUCCUUGCCUCCCGCGACAGUGAUGAAGGAAGUCACGGCAUCCUUGGCAAACCGCAUCGUCAUGCCAGUACCCAACUUCAUGUCCACGGGCAUCCGCCGCCGAUCAAAGCCUCGAGCUCUGCCAGUGCCAGAGCUUCUGCCUGAGGAACGGGCCCCAGCUGCUGUCUAG